Molecule: messenger RNA, 5537 nt
Organism: Cavia porcellus (domestic guinea pig)
Lineage: Eukaryota; Metazoa; Chordata; Mammalia; Rodentia; Caviidae
Gene: Grik4
Product: glutamate ionotropic receptor kainate type subunit 4
Biological process (GO): synaptic transmission, glutamatergic; monoatomic ion transport; modulation of chemical synaptic transmission
Cellular component (GO): presynaptic membrane; postsynaptic density membrane; plasma membrane
Molecular function (GO): kainate selective glutamate receptor activity; transmitter-gated monoatomic ion channel activity involved in regulation of postsynaptic membrane potential
Source: RefSeq, a predicted model, not a curated record
GCCGGUGGAUCGGACCGGAGCUGCCGCGGCUGCUGCGGAAGAGGAAAAAAAAAAAAAAAAAAAAAAAAAGGAAAACAACAGCCGGCGGCCGGCGGAGCAGCGCCCGUGCCCCCGCCAGCUCCCGGAGUGCGGAGCCGCCCAGAGGUAUGUCAUGCCCAGACCAGCAGAGGGCUCCAUGAGGAUUUAUAGAAGAUGCCCCGCGUCUCGGCGCCUUUGGUGCUGCUUCCUACGUGGCUCGUGAUGGUCGCCUGCAGCCCCCACUCCCUGAGGAUUGCUGCUAUCUUGGACGACCCCAUGGAAUGCAGCAGAGGGGAGAGGCUGUCCAUCACCCUGGCCAAGAACCGCAUCAACCGCGCUCCUGAGAGGCUGGGCAAGGCCAAGGUCGAAGUGGACAUCUUUGAGCUGCUCAGAGACAGCGAGUACGAGACUGCAGAAACCAUGUGUCAGAUCCUCCCCAAGGGAGUAGUUGCUGUCCUGGGACCUUCAUCCAGCCCUGCCUCCAGUUCCAUCAUCAGCAACAUCUGUGGGGAAAAGGAGGUUCCUCAUUUCAAAGUGGCCCCAGAGGAGUUUGUCAAGUUCCAGUUCCAGAGAUUCACAACCCUGAACCUGCACCCCAGCAACACAGACAUCAGCGUGGCCGUGGCUGGGAUCCUGAACUUCUUCAACUGCACCACCGCCUGCCUCAUCUGUGCCAAAGCAGAAUGCCUUUUAAACCUAGAGAAGCUGCUCCGGCAGUUCCUGAUCUCCAAGGACACACUCUCCGUCAGGAUGCUGGAUGACACCCGGGACCCCACCCCACUCCUCAAGGAGAUCCGGGAUGACAAGACAGCCACCAUCAUCAUCCAUGCCAAUGCCUCCAUGUCCCACACCAUCCUCCUGAAGGCAGCUGAACUAGGGAUGGUGUCAGCCUAUUACACAUACAUCUUCACUAAUCUGGAGUUCUCACUCCAGAGAAUGGACAGCCUUGUGGAUGACCGUGUCAACAUCCUAGGAUUUUCCAUUUUCAACCAAUCCCAUGCUUUUUUCCAAGAGUUUGCCCAGAGCCUCAACCAGUCCUGGCAAGAGAACUGUGACCACGUGCCCUUCACUGGGCCUGCGCUGUCCUCAGCCCUGCUCUUUGAUGCCGUCUAUGCUGUGGUGACAGCAGUACAGGAGCUGAAUCGGAGCCAGGAGAUCGGUGUGAAGCCCCUGUCUUGUGGCUCAGCCCAGAUCUGGCAGCACGGCACCAGCCUCAUGAACUACCUGCGCAUGGUAGAAUUGGAAGGUCUCACCGGCCACAUUGAAUUCAACAGCAAAGGCCAGAGGUCCAACUAUGCCUUGAAAAUCUUACAGUUCACGAGGAAUGGUUUCCGGCAGAUUGGCCAGUGGCACGUGGCAGAGGGCCUCAGCAUGGACAGCCGUCUCUACGCCUCGAACAUCUCCGACAGCCUCUUCAACACCACCCUAGUCGUCACCACCAUCCUGGAAAACCCGUAUUUAAUGCUGAAGGGGAACCACCAGGAGAUGGAAGGCAAUGACCGCUAUGAAGGCUUCUGUGUAGACAUGCUCAAGGAGCUGGCCGAGAUCCUCCGGUUCAACUACAAGAUACGCCUGGUCGGAGAUGGUGUGUACGGUGUGCCAGAGGCCAACGGCACCUGGACAGGCAUGGUCGGGGAGCUAAUUGCUCGGAAAGCAGAUCUGGCUGUGGCAGGCCUCACUAUUACGGCGGAGCGCGAGAAGGUGAUUGAUUUCUCUAAGCCCUUCAUGACGCUGGGAAUUAGCAUUCUUUACCGAGUUCAUAUGGGACGCAGACCGGGCUAUUUCUCCUUCCUGGACCCCUUUUCUCCAGGCGUCUGGCUCUUCAUGCUUCUAGCCUAUCUGGCUGUCAGCUGUGUCCUCUUCCUCGUGGCUCGGUUGACGCCCUACGAGUGGUAUAGCCCUCACCCAUGCGCCCAGGGUCGGUGCAACCUCCUGGUCAACCAGUAUUCCCUUGGCAACAGCCUUUGGUUUCCAGUUGGGGGCUUCAUGCAGCAGGGCUCCACCAUUGCCCCCCGAGCCUUAUCUACCCGCUGCGUCAGUGGAGUCUGGUGGGCCUUCACGCUGAUUAUCAUCUCAUCCUACACGGCCAACCUGGCAGCCUUUCUGACCGUGCAGCGCAUGGAUGUGCCCAUUGAGUCAGUGGACGACCUGGCUGACCAGACUGCCAUCGAAUACGGCACCAUUCACGGAGGCUCCAGCAUGACCUUCUUCCAAAAUUCCCGCUAUCAGACCUACCAGCGCAUGUGGAAUUACAUGUACUCCAAACAGCCAAGUGUGUUUGUGAAGAGCACAGAGGAGGGAAUUGCCAGGGUGUUGAACUCCAACUAUGCCUUUCUGCUGGAGUCCACCAUGAACGAGUACUAUCGGCAGCGAAACUGCAACCUCACUCAGAUUGGGGGCCUGCUGGACACCAAGGGCUAUGGGAUUGGCAUGCCAGUCGGUUCAGUUUUCCGGGACGAGUUCGAUCUGGCCAUUCUCCAGCUCCAGGAGAACAAUCGCCUUGAAAUCCUGAAGCGCAAGUGGUGGGAAGGGGGAAAGUGUCCCAAGGAGGAAGAUCACAGAGCCAAAGGUCUGGGAAUGGAGAAUAUUGGUGGAAUCUUUGUGGUUCUUAUUUGUGGCUUAAUCGUGGCCAUUUUUAUGGCAAUGUUGGAGUUUUUAUGGACUCUCAGACACUCAGAAGCAACUGAGGUGUCCGUCUGCCAGGAGAUGGUGACCGAGCUGCGCAGCAUCAUCCUGUGUCAGGACAGUGUCCACCCUCGCCGGCGGCGCGCUGGGGUCCCGCAGCCCCGGCCCCCUCUCCCGGAGGAGCGGCGGCCCCGGGGCACGGCCACGCUCAGCAAUGGCAAGCUGUGCGGCGCCGGGGAGCCCGACCAGCUGGCGCAGAGACUGGCCCAGGAGGCGGCCCUGGUGGCCCGCGUGCACGCACAUCCGCGUCUGCCCCGAGUGCCGCCGCUUCCAGGGCCUCCGCGCGCGGCCGUCCCCGGCCCGCAGCGAGGAGAGCCUGGAGUGGGAGAAGACCACCAACAGCAGCGAGCCCGAGUAGCCACCGGCGGCCACCGACGCGAGCCAGGUGGGGAGGCGGGAGGGCUGGCGGCCGCGGGCGCGGGAGCCCGGACUUUUCCAGCGGCCACUUCGGCUUCUUCUCCCCGAUCUGGGAUUCAGUCACUUUACAAAACGGUCAAAGAGCCUGACGCCCCAGCCAGCCAGAGACACAGUGCCCCAUCCGGACCGGUGCACCCAGAGACGGUGCACCCAAGUGGCAGAGGGAUGCGCUCCCUCGUGGGCACAAGGACCCGUCUUCUCCCAGUGGGCUUUUCCCUCCCAAAUAAGAGCGUCUGGGGUGGGGGGCCCUGCCCGGACCAGGCAAGGCAUUGAUGGGAUCAUCAGCUGAACUUCUCUCCCAGGAAGGGGCCAUUGUUCGUACCUUGGGUCUAGUUCUUACAGGAGGAAAAAAAAAAAUUAAACUCAACAGGGAAGUUUUUCUUUUCUGGAUUUGUAUAUUUUUGUUAAUGUUCUUUUCUUUCCUCCCUCCUUUCUUCUUUGGUCACUCUCAGCCCCGUUUACUGGUUUUGUAGUUUUUGGAGGCAGAGGUUGGGUUAGGAAAGGGAAGUCUAAAUUACCCAUAUUGCUUUCUCGCGGAUUCUAGCACAGGGAGUCGCAGCUGCAUUUGAUUCCGGGUGCCGAGCUCUGUGCUCACUGUGUUGGGUGGGAACCUGCAGGAGUAGUGCAGGACGGGGACCUGGAGAAAGGAACAGAGGAGUCUCAGUGAAAGUCCAUUAAAGAGACUUCAGAUGCCAAAAAGCAAUUAACCCGUAGGGUACUUGGAGAGACCUUGAAAUGUCUCAGGUGUCAAGGGUUAAUGUGUCUUUUUCUUUCUCUGUAUUUUCUGACUCUCACUUCUGCUGGGUUGGGUUUGGUCUUUGGCCUCUGAUGAGAGAUGUGGAGGAAUACUGUACACAGCAUCCUUUCCUUGCUAAGGGUGGUAUAAUGUGCCCUGGCUUCCACUGCAACUUGCUGCUCACAGAAGAGGAGGGACAGGGCCACCGUUUUGGUAUGGUGCAUACUUUAUUAACUACAUUUCCUUUUAGCCAAAUUCAGUAGCUGCCUAUGAUGUCCCAUCUUGGAUACUGUCAUGGAUUGAGUGAUUUCUUGCUACUGUUAUGUGAGAUCUGAGUGUGUGUGUGUGUGUGUGUGUGUGUGUGUGUGUGUGUGAUUUUGUAUGUGUCUUUGUGUCUGUUUAUUAAAUGGCAAGACUACAGGCAAAUAAGAAUUUGCCAGGUUUCUGACAGAGAAAUGGAGUCUCAUAGCCAAUCACAGGCCUGGGAAGCAGAAAUCUUGGGUCUUGAACACAGCUGUGGGCAGCAGCCACCCGGCCCCUUGUGUGACUUUAGGCACAAAGCAUCUGACUUCUGUUCCAUACACAGAGUAGGAUAGGAGUUCGUACACUGGUGCCUUCCUGGUUAUCAGGUGUUUCUGGUCACUGCUCUGCUCCUAAGACAUCUGCAGACUCACAUGAAGGGAGGGGCAAGGCUUCCCAGAAGCUGCUUAACUCUGCUUGGCAUCACCACUUGGGACUUUCAUGGAGAAAGUUGUCAUUUUCUGAUGGAAAACAAAUUCUAUGCAAUUUCUGAUUGUAAACAGGAGAUUCAGAGGGAGAGAGGUGUAAACAGCCCCUGCCACUACUAUCGGGAAUGGAGUUGUGCUCACCCUGCUUCUGCUCUGACUAUACUAAAAUAAAGACAUCUUUGGAGAUGCUGAGCUCCAUUCCAUGCUUUUACUGUUUGGGUAGGUCAGCACCCGCUGUGGGCCAGGACAUCUAGGUAAAUCGGCCCUCUUGGAGACCCUGAGGGCACAUUGAUUAUUCUUAUUCAGGAUGCCUGUCUUAUCCUAGCUGACCUCUGCCCUUUCCUAAAUUGGAAUCCUUUUUAUCUUGUUUUACUGUAACCAUGCGGUGACAGUAGGCUGUGCAGGACAUUUAGGUACUUUUGAGUCUUGCCUAACACCUUGGGGAGAGCCUUGGACAGGUGGGAAGGACACCUGAAGGCCAACUGUCCACAGACCCCAGCGGUGCCACGUGGCUCCACCCUGCAGCCCCAUCCCUUGUUUCUGACUUUGGGGUCCCACACUGGGGCGGGAAGGGAUUUUUUUAAAAAAUACAUUUUUAUGAGCAGGCUACCUUGAUCAAUAGCAGACUUUUUUUUUUUAAUGGAUUAGUGGAAUAAACGUUCCCAUGCAUCAUUUAUAAAUGCUGUUUCCCGCACCUUGUGGAACACAGAUGAGAUUGACAGCACCAGGCAGUUUCUCUUAGCCCCUGACAUGGUUGCUGCCCUUCCUCCAGCUGCUGUGUGAGUUUGUGGCCUUCCUUGGUUCGCUUCCCCUUUUUAUCUGUUGAUUGUUGGCUUCCUUUUCCAUUCUGUAUUUUCUAUCUGACUCUGUGUACUGUACGAAGCAGUUUUUUCUCGUCUGUUUAUCUUUCUUCGACUGGACUAUUUACAAUAAAACAGAAACAAACCCUGAAA